Ctenopharyngodon idella (grass carp) is the source of this 3154-nucleotide messenger RNA. RefSeq names its product alpha-1,3-mannosyl-glycoprotein 4-beta-N-acetylglucosaminyltransferase C. The record is from RefSeq and is a predicted model, not a curated record. The coding region runs from base 441 to 1835 and encodes 464 amino acids. Gene Ontology annotation, biological process: protein N-linked glycosylation. The transcript has 4 exons. Gene Ontology annotation, molecular function: acetylglucosaminyltransferase activity. NCBI's taxonomy places the organism in Eukaryota, Metazoa, Chordata, Actinopteri, Cypriniformes, Xenocyprididae.
AUAAGUAAUUAUGAUGUAAAUGAAGUCUGCAUAUCAAGAGAUCAAAGUCCGUUUGAAACUCAUUUGAUUAACUCAAGACACCAUUCAUUUUCCCGAUAGUAAUCACUACCCGUUUUUGACAAGGAAGUGACUUCGUGAUCACAAUAUCUGAAAACUACCUCCAGUAUCUGACAAGUUAUUUCUUCCAACCUUUGCCCAGUUAACGACAAUCGCUCCUCUUGACAGCAGCGCUUGAGCCAGGACCAUUAUUUGGAAAAACACACUUCGCGAAGGGAAUAAAGACUGUAUCAAAGGCGAAGAGCGACUCGAGCACACUAGGAAGUGAACUAACUCGUAUGGACAGAGAUACGCGUUUCUCUAACUUUACCGAAAAUAUCAUUUUGAAUGUUCACUUUUUCUACUGCACAAGGUCAUAGGUGAUAUAAAGAAGGAGGUGGGUGAUGAGAUGCCAUCUGAAAAAAUUUGUCCUGUUCGCAGCUGGUCUUUUCAUUUUGACCAGCGUCUACAUGUACAUGCAGAGAGCAGAAUCAGGACACCAAAAGGGUUCACUGAACUGGACGUGGGAUAGAGAGACUUGGGUUGAAGAUCUUAAGAGCCAUUACCUGCAUUUCAAUGUUUCUGUUAAAGUUCUGGCAGGAGUCCUCCAGCAGUCCAAGAAGUACCUUACAGUGGGCCUCUCGUCUGUGAAGAGGGAAAAGGGCAGUUAUCUUCAGGACACACUUCAGUCAAUCUUCUUCGAGUCCUCAGAGGAAGAACUGGAUCAAAUGGUGGUCGUCGUCCUUCUCGCUGACUUUGAUGUGAGCUGGAUCCGGGAGACCUUACAGAAAAUUAUAGAUCAGUUCCACCUGCGGCUGUCAAAAGGUCAACUGCUGGUUAUCCAUGUCAAUGAAGAUAACUAUCCUCCCCUUACUGGACUGAAGAGGAACUUCAAUGAUGCUCCCGACCGUGUGUCCUUCCGGUCGAAGCAAAACGUGGACUACUCCUAUUUGCUCCAUUUUAGCAGUAACCUCUCCCAAUACUAUAUCAUGCUGGAGGAUGAUGUGAGCUGUGCAAAGAACUUUCUCUCCAGUAUUCAUGAGCACAUCCGUUCGAUGGACUCGAAGUGGGUCACACUGGAAUUCUCCAAGUUGGGCUACAUCGGAAAACUCUACCAAUCCAAAGAUCUGCCCAUUCUGGCCCGUUUCCUUUAUAAUUUCUACCAAGAGAUGCCCUGCGACUUCCUGUUGUCGCAUUUUCACAGAUUGUUGAUGCAGGAUAAAGUAAUUCGUUUCCGCCCAUCUCUGUUUCAGCACAUGGGCACUUACUCGUCAUUUAGGGGGACGUACAAUCACCUAAAGGACGAGGACUUUGUCAAAGAAGUUGCUGAUAACCCUCCAGCAGACAUUCGCACAAACAUUGAGAAUUUUAAGACCAAUGUAGCCGAAAAGGCUUACAGCCAAGGUUCAGGCUAUUUCUGGGGUGUGUCCCCUAUUGGCUCAGAACACUACUUUUUAGUGGCCUUUCAUAAACCUGUUCUCAUCUCUCGUGUCUGCAUACGAACAGGAUUAGAAGGAAAAGAUGAGCUGGUCUAUGCUGAUGUGGAACUUGGAAAAACUCUGGUGAAAACGGAGUCGGGGCUGGACUGCUCGGGAUUUCACAAACUGGGCUCUCUUAAGAAAGGCCAGUUUAAUGAACCAGAUGUCCAGAAAUUUGUGCCGGAACCCGUGGCAUGUUUACGAAUCCAAGUCACCGCACCCCAACUGGAAUGGGUUAUCAUAGACAAGAUCCACGUCUGGACUGUUAAAGCUGACAAAACCAUGAGAAUUGUUUCUAAAGCUGUGCUGCGUCAGAAAUGAAUUCUUUAUCAUCACUGACGAAGAUCUGAAUCUUUAAAAUAGACAAUAUGUGUGUGAGGAUCAGGGAUAUUAUUAUAGCCUAAACUAAAACCAAAAACGUAACCCUCUACAGCACAGCGUUGUCCUCAGGCAACGGAAAGUUUUCUUAAGCCCUAUGUUUAGUCAAUUUUUCUUUAAAUGAUUACAACCAAUUAGAAAGUUUGAGAAAGUACCAAAGAACAGUCCAGUAAGGUGUUAGAGUCACUAUCAAGCACCAUUUAAAGGUGGGACAUCCUGUUCUGACACAUGGUCACAGGAGCACAUGGUGUGAGAAGAAGACAAGAUUAUUUGCUUUAGUAAUCUUAUUUAAAAUGACAUAACCUGUACAUAAAAAAUAUAUGUUUGUGUAUGAAGGUGUAGAGAAGCCAUUUGUCAGGUUUUAUGAAGUUUUUUUUUAUUUUGCAUGUUCAGAAUUCAGUUUUUCUUUUCGUUGCCUCAGGGCAACAUUGUGUGAUAAGGGGUACUUUUCAAGGAUGUUUUGGACAAUACCUCACAUUGGCCAUAAUGUGUUAUAUGAAGGGAAGAUGCAGGGUUUCUGGGUGUGCAGGAACACCCAAAGUGAUGUGAAUUUUUUUUUUUUUUUUUAUCAAUAAAAUGUUCCCAAAUGAACCAAAAAAUUAUGUGGAAUAUUUUUUUUCAUGUGCCAUCAACAUGUGUGCAGUAGAGGGUUAAAAAAACUUUUUGUUAACUGAAAAAACAAAAACAAACCUUUAUUUCAGUUAGUUACCAAGGCAAAAUUUCUUGUUUUCCUUUAAUAACUUGAAAUAAAAAUAUACAAAAUUUCAUUCAAAAUAUCAAUAAAAACUGUAAUUGUCUUUAUACUGCAUAAAAUAAUUGUAUUAAUUUGUAUUUUUACUGUGUUUGAAGUAAAAUAUUGAGAAGCAAAAGCAGAAUUAAACAGGAUAUUCAAACUUUCAGAAAAUAUAUUUUGAAUAAAGUUAAUUUUUCUUACCCAUUGUAAAAUAUUUUGUUAUUGUUUUAAAUUUAACUUUUAAAUAAAUCAUUUCGGAGUGUCUAGCCUGUCUUGUUGGCCAAGGCUAUUUACACAAACUCCACCCACCAAUGUCUGGUUGAGCCACACAAAAUUAAAAAAAGACGUGCAACGUCUGCAGUGGUGUAGGCUGUAAGGGAGUAUGGCGCAUGAGAGUAGCUUUUGACGCGAUCAAGCUUUUGAUGCGCCUUUUGCCAAACUCGUUCUUCUCCCUUUUCCCAUCACAAAUCAAAUUGGAGAGGCAUUUGUUUUCAAUAAAAAUGAAGAAAAUAAAAGUGGAAAUAAAGUG